GAUGAUCCGCACCUGUUCAACUCAAAAGUCGGCUCCGUGGUGAAAUUGGUGGUCUGAAUCAAAAUGCCUCCCGGCGAGGAUAUUGCAGACCUUGACUUCGACACGGGCUAAAAAGCGAUCAGAAGUAAUGGGGUGGCUCAACGGUCUGUUCCCAGACUUCCGCAUGGCUCCAGAUGCAUCGGAGGAGGAAUUGAGAGCAAUGCUGUUUGAUGGUGCUGUGUUUUGUGUUAUUUUAAGGAGACUGGGUCCCGGUCACAAGGGGGAGGCUGAAUCAUUAGCGACUUGAAGCCCUUCUGAUAUCUGAAUAAGAUAGAGGUUUCCAAUCUAAUUCUUAUGUGGUUUUGUGCCGCAGAUUAAGAGCGGUGGUUGUCCUCCCUCAGGUUCAGGGACACGCUUGGAAAAUUUAAAGAAGUUAUAUCAGUUGUCGAAAGUGUGGGUUUGUCCAGUUUCAAAGUGUCAGACCUAGAACAGGGACCCAUCUCUGCAGUACUAGUCUUUAACUCUGAUCCUGGUUAAGAUAGGGGAACAAAUUUACCACCUAAGUGGGUAAUUGAAGCAAGGAAGACGUUGGAGGCCAUGGAUCUUUUACGAGGAGAGAACACUCAAAGUGGACAACAGUCCCCAGUUCUAGGAGACGAAAGGAGACUGAGCCUAACAGAAGCCAAACUUCAGCAUGUUCUAAGAAGUCCUGUUAUGUCAGAGCCAAUAUCUGGUCUCUCUCAUCAUGCUGGACACAAGUUUCAUGAAGUCUUCCAGUUAAAACAGGGGCUCUAUUCUGAUCUUCCUUCAGCUAAGAUUUCAGAAAUGAUCAAAUCAAACAGUUUAGAUAAUGCCCCCACCCAGUCACUUUUAAGUGUUGUGAACGGGAUUCUUGAUGAAAGCAUUGAGAGAAAGAAUGGGGAAAUACCUUAUUGUGUAGCAUGCUUGUUGAGAAAAGUGGUGCAAGAGAUUGAACGGCGUAUUUCAACUCAGGCAGAGCAUAUUCGAAAUCAAAAUAAUCUUGUCAAAGCACGUGAACAGAAGUAUCAAUUGAGAAUCAAAGUGCUCGAGGCACUAGCAAAUGGGACAAGUGAAGGAACCCAGGCAGUGAUGAACCAGCUCCAGCAGACAAAGAUGGAGAAGAACAAACUUGAAGAAAGAAACAAAGUUUGGGAUGACAAUGUUGUUAGUUUGAUGAAGGAGAAGGAGAAUAGUGAUAAUAUAGUUUCAAAACUCAAGGAGGACUUGGAAACAACAAAAAAGUCAUAUGAACAACAAUGUCUGCAAUUGGAAACUAAGGCUAAGGAAACUAAAGAGGAAUUAGAGCAGAGAAUAAAGGCAGUUGAAUUCCUUUUAGCAGAGUCAAGAAAGAAGACAAAAGAACUAGAGACAUUCUCAGAAUCAAAAUCUCAAAACUGGAAGCAAAAGGCUCAUGUCGUCCACAAUCUCAUAGAUUUACAGCUGCAGUCAGUGCAGGACUUGAGGACAUCUUCUGAUUCCAUUAAGAAUGCAGUCAUAAAUACCCAAAAGAGAUGGUCUGAAGAAUUUACUACUUUUGCUCAAAAGCUUAAAGUAAUAACAGAUGCUAUCAAAAAUUAUCAUACACUUCUUGCAGAAAACAAGAGAUUGUACAACGAGGUUCAGGAAUUGAAAGGCAACAUCAGAGUUUAUUGUCGAAUAAGGCCAUUUCUUACUGGAGAAAACCAAAAGUUGACAACCAUAGAUUAUAUUGGUGAGAAUGGUGAGCUUGUUCUUGUAAACCCCUCCAAACAGGGAAAAGAUGGACGAAAGAUGUUCAAAUUUAAUAAGGUUUAUGGUCCAGCUGCUACUCAAGAGGAAGUCUUCUUGGAUACCCAGCCUCUAAUACGGUCAGUUCUUGAUGGCUACAAUGUAUGCAUCUUUGCAUAUGGUCAAACUGGAUCCGGAAAAACCUACACAAUGACUGGUCCUAACUCACCUGAGAAGGAACGGGGUGUAGAUUAUCAAGCUCUGAACGAUCUUUUUUACAUUUCUCGGUCUAGGAGAGACACUUUUAUGUAUGAAGUUGGUGUUCAGAUGGUUGAAAUAUAUAAUGAGCAAGUGCGUGAUCUCCUAAGCAGUGAUGGUUCCCAAAAGAGGCUUGGGAUUGUAAAUACUUCCCAGCCCAAUGGUCUUGCAGUCCCCGAGGCAAGUAUGUAUCCCGUUCAAUCAACCUCUGAUGUGAUGGACUUAAUGCAGACAGGAUUAACAAACAGGGCUAUGAGUGCCACUGCUCUCAAUGAAAGAAGCAGUCGGUCACACAGUAUUGUGACCAUUCAUGUUCAAGGAGUAGAUUUAAAGACUGGAGCUACUUUGCAUGGUUCCCUUCAUCUGGUAGAUCUUGCUGGAAGUGAGAGAGUUGAUCAUUCUCAAGUUACUGGAGACAGGCUCAAGGAAGCACAGCAUAUCAACAAAUCUUUAUCUGCUCUUGGGGAUGUCAUAUUCGCUCUAUCACAGAAAAGUGGUCAUGUACCAUAUAGAAACAGCAAGCUUACUCAAGUCUUGCAAAGCUCUUUAGGUGGACAUGCAAAGACACUAAUGUUUGUACAGAUAAAUCCUGAUGCGGGUUCUUAUUCAGAGACUUUAAGCACCUUGAAGUUUGCUGAAAGAGUAUCAGGAGUGGAGCUAGGAGCUGCAAGGAGCCAGAAAGAUGGCAAGGAUGUCCGAGAUUUGAUGGAACAGGUGGCAUCUCUUAAAGAUGCAAUAGCAAGGAAAGAUGAAGAAAUUGAACAGUUGCAAUUGCUUAAAGAUAUUAAGAAUCAGUCUCCUAGCACAAAUAGUGAGAGACGAGGUGGCAUCACAUUAAAGCAGUCAUCCUCUGCUCCUAGCAUUUCAUCACGAAGUAGGACUGUGCAACAGGGCUGGAGAUUAUCAGAUGGGAAAGCAGUGAUUUCUAAUAAUAAGGCGGUCUCAGAUCCUGAAAAUUACUUAGACCCCAGUGAUAAGCAGUCUGAAUCUGGUUCACAUCAGUCCGCAGAUGAUUUGAAGCACCAAAAGGAGAUUUCAGGCCAACGAAAGGUUGCUGAAGGUGGCAUAGGUCAGAGUUCUGCAGAUUUUAAGCUUUUGGGUUUUGGUGAUGCUGAUUCAGAGGAACGAUUAAGUGACAUAUCUGAUGGUGGUCUUUCCAUGGGAACAGAAACUGAUGGUUCAAGCAGUGUCGUUGAGCUCGCCCUCUUCCCUGAGCAGGGCAAACCAGCAGAGGUCACAAAAAAGAAAAUGCCAAAAGUUUCAACUCGAAUACCAAAACCACCUCCACCUCCACCUCCGCAAAAGAUUGGGCAAACAACAUCAACACAGCUAAAACUAAAGGAGACUUUGAAGUCAGCAAGAGAUAAUUCAUCCUAUGCAUCAUCUAGGCUGUAUGGAGAAAAUAUAUAACUGCUCUUAUCAUGGUAGUUUAUGGAAGGAAUUGUAGAAUGAAAGGAUGGUUCUUUCAGAAAGAAUCCGAUAGAAGUGGGUUGCAAAGUGCCGCUACUUCCCCUGUAUUGUUCUUUACUCAAAGAAAACACUUUUGCUGCAUCGUUCAAAAACAUCUUGGUUUUCUACCAGCAUUUUAUAAAACAUAGAGACCCAAAUAUUUGGGCCUUGUCUAAGCACUGGUUCAAAACUUGUGUUUUCAAGAGGUUUUGGUUCUUGAAUCAACUGAAAACUCCAGGUCAAUUCCAAGGCUGAUUUCAGCUGGAUGCUUGCCAUCCUGGUUCGAUGAUGCUCUGUUUUACAUCGAUGAAAAUUGUUUUCGGAGUGUUGUUUCAAUGAGCUUGCAUAGCUGGGUCUUUCUUUGAUGUUAUUAUUUAUUUGGGUUCGGGAUUGCAACUGUAUGCUGCAGUUCUCUUGAUGUUUUGAACUUCUCUGGCUGUCAUUUAAAUUUCUAAACGAAACAGAGUUGAUUAUUUUUAUUUAUUUGUUGAUUUCUGAAAAUAACCAUGGAGAAAGCAAUGGUUAUUUUCAGCGAAGGGCUGGGGUUGAUUAGGCCAUCAAGAAAACUCUGCUCCUAAUUGGAAAUUAAUAUCGACUCUCAAAGAACUCCUAGUUGGAGUUCAGAAAAAUAUCGCUUGACUAUAUAUAUAUUUGCACUUUCUCACUGUAUCUAAAUUGCUCGAUGGAAGCAGCUUAAAUAUGGCUGCAUACAAUGACUAGCUGCAUCGCAGGGGAAGAAGUUACUGUGAGAUUGUUGUUGCUCACUCAAAGCACUGCAGUUCUACUGCCUUACCACCUCAAGGCAUUCCCAAAAGUUCUCUGAGCUCAUGGAAAAUGAAGCUUAUG
Elaeis guineensis (African oil palm) is the source of this 4260-nucleotide messenger RNA. The record is from RefSeq and is a predicted model, not a curated record. Lineage: Eukaryota; Viridiplantae; Streptophyta; Magnoliopsida; Arecales; Arecaceae.